CGUCGGGCUCUUGUUUUCCCGUCUUCUAUUCUUUAUCGCCAUUCUUACGCUCUCUACCAUUUCAUUGCGUCUAUUUCUAUUAGUCACUCGCUCCAAAUUCGACGGCUUGACCAGCUGUAGCCGCCCAUCGCGGCCGAACCCCCGCGAUGAAGCCACUAACGUCACGCUUCUGUUUUCUCCUGGCCUCUGCCUUUACUUCUGUGUAUGCGUCUUCCGACUCGUCUGGCUCCGGUGAACUAGCCCCAUGUGUCGCGCGCUCUCCGACAACGGGACUUUACUACGACUUGAACGCCCUACAUGUACAACCGCUCCCGAGCGACGAGAAGUCACGCAAAUACAUGCGAGAUGAAAGCUGGCACGCGAAGGGCUAUGAUUACAACGCCAAUUUUACGCUGAACGUCUGCGGUCCGGUAGUUGAAAAUAUCACGGACGUGGUCGGUAUUGAGGAGGAGAGGUGGCAGAAUGUCAGCGCUUACUACCAGACGAAUGGGAAGACAUAUUCAAUCGGGCAACAAUCGUCCGAUCCGUUCUUUCGCGGUCGUAAGCUUGUCAUGAACUACACGGACGGCUCCCCGUGCGAUGACGAGGGAUCGCACAACAAGUCGACAAUCAUCUCGUUCUUGUGCGACCGCGAUGUGACCACGUCGACACCUAUAUUCUCUUUCGUCGGCACGAUGGACCAAUGUACAUACUUCUUUGAAGUCCGAAGCUCUGCCGCCUGUGGUGGCUAUGGCCACAACCCUGCUGGGCAGGGUCUUUCCCCGGGCGGCGUGUUCGGCAUAAUUGCUCUCAUCGCUGUCGCUGCGUACCUGGUUGGGGGCUGCGCAUAUCAACGAACCGUCAUGCACCAGCGCGGCUGGAGGCAGUGCCCCAACUACAGUCUUUGGGCCGGGAUCGUGGACUUCUUGAAAGACAUGGCCAUAAUUUGCCUCUCCUCCCUCGGACGCUUCUUCAACUUCAAACGCUCAACAACGAACCGCGCAUCUGCCGGGGCUGAUGGUUUACAACAUGGCCAAUUUGCGGGAAACCGGCGUCGCGAUGUCGAUGCAGAAAAUCGACUGAUUGAUCAGUUGGAUGAGGAAUGGGAUGAUUAGCGAUGUUGUCCGUUGCCCGUUGCGUGGCUCUUUUGAUUCUGUUUCCCUUGCAGACUUCUUGUUUGUGCUUUAUGGCGAUAUGAUAGAUGGUUUUUGCUCUUAGGUAUGGGUUUGAGACAGUGUCGCACGAUUGUAUAGUACUAUUGCUGUGUACUGCUGACCACCCGUGCUGAUAUAUAUAACGAUGCGAUGGGAAUGAAUUAUGUUAG
Messenger RNA from Aspergillus nidulans FGSC A4, 1303 nucleotides. Its product is annotated as putative vacuolar sorting receptor (Mrl1). Lineage: Eukaryota; Fungi; Ascomycota; Eurotiomycetes; Eurotiales; Aspergillaceae. Gene Ontology annotation, cellular component: endomembrane system. The record is from RefSeq and is a predicted model, not a curated record. The transcript has 4 exons. The coding region runs from base 147 to 1094 and encodes 315 amino acids.